Molecule: messenger RNA, 1409 nt
Organism: Chara braunii
Lineage: Eukaryota; Viridiplantae; Streptophyta; Charophyceae; Charales; Characeae
Source: the annotation of a GenBank genome assembly
CCGUCAUCUACUCCUCCUACUCCUCAUCCUACUACUCCUAACUCUCCACCUCCGAGUUCUCCAAAGGGAAAGAAAACCCCGGAGCCCGAAAAACCGAAGAAGAGGGAGAAGGUGAAAAUGAAAAUGCCUUUUACGUUUUGCAACAAAAAGGAUGAAAAUUUGUUGCUAUGGAUUGUCGAAAUACAGACCUAUUGCAAGACGACGCCUGUAGAGCCUGAGUCUCAGGUUGCGUUUUCCACUUCGUGUUUGGGUGGAGAAGCAAAAGAAUGGGUGCUGGCGGAGGUUAACACCGCAGGGUUCGAGGACAUUGGGGACUGGUCUGGAACAAUGAACUUAAAACAGUUCCUUGCUAAAAUCAAGGAACGCUUCUUGGACAAGACGACGGCCGACAAGGCCUUUGACCAGCUCACCAGUAUAGGUCAACGUCAUUGGACCUCUGUGGAGUCUUUGUCACGAGAAGUAAAUCGGUUGCUGCAAGUUCCUAGGUUGAACCUGCAGGACAACCAAGUACUCUAUAUCUAUUCCCGUGCUCUGCCCGAGCCUAUUCGCGGACAGCUUGCGGCAGAUUCGAAAUCCGGCAAAUAUAAUUAUAGGCAGUUUCGCGAUCUGGCUCUCCAACGAGAGCAAAUGACGUCACAAGUCAAGAACUCGUAUGCUUCUGUAGUGAAGUAUGGUGGAGGAGGAGGAGGAGCGAACUUAGGUAAGCGGGUUCUUUGGCGGCAGAAGCGCCAAGACCAUAUGCUUGUCCUUUUUGACGACGAAACCGUGGAAAAAUUGCCGCUAGAAGCUGAGGGAGCGGCAUGCAGCAGUGAGUCUGGGAAGGGGGAAGUCACUGUUGUUGUGGUCAACAAGGGAGGGCCACACGUAAAUGGAAUGAAGAAGAAUAAACCACGCUCGUUCCCUGAGCAUCCCAGAAUUGCGGCUGGGAAGCCAUGGGAGAAGAUGAGAAUCACUCAGGCAUUGUGGCACGAAAGAAUGAAUAAUGCACAGUGUUUGAAGUGUGGACUUGCAGGGCAUGUAAUAGCUUGGUGUCCACAAAUUCGUUAUCCAAAAGCGAGCAACCAGUAGGAGUCGCAUCUACUCUUACUGAGUCCAAAGGUUUGGAUCAAGAACAAGGAAGGUGAGUUACGUCUCUGCAUUGACUAUAGAGGGUUGAACUCCGUCACUGUCAAGAAUGUCGAACCCCUACCGCAUAUUGACGACUUGUUGGACCAGUUGCAGGGCUGUAAGUAUUUUAGCAAGAUUGAUCUGAAGUCUGGAUACCAUCAGAUCGAAGUGGAUCCCACAGAUCAACACAAGACAGCUUUCCGAACAAGGUAUGGUCACUACGAGUUCGUGGUGAUGCCCUUCGGACCGACGAACGCCCCAGCGACCUUCCAAAGGUCCAUGAAUAAACUUUUCCGUCAAUG